Messenger RNA from Parnassius apollo (apollo), 591 nucleotides. Lineage: Eukaryota; Metazoa; Arthropoda; Insecta; Lepidoptera; Papilionidae. The record is from the annotation of a GenBank genome assembly.
UUGAUAGAAUUGAUUGCAAUCAAAAUAGUGAAAAUAGAAGUACCAGAAAUAAUACAGUACGGUUUGCAAGACGCUGUGAUUCUAGACUGUGACUAUACUUAUGGUAACAACACAUCGGGACUGGUAGUGAAGUGGUUUUUCAGAAACAAGGCUAGACCUGUCUACCAAUGGAUCGUGUCGCAAAAGCCACAGGACAUGGGGAUAUUGAGAGGACGUGUUGACUUGGCCUACAGAGCAUCAAGCGAUCCAUUAAAAAUGCACAGAGCACUCCGCAUAGUGAAGCCCGACACCGACAUCUCUGGUGAUUACACGUGUGUCGUUUCAACAUUCAUGGAAGAGGAUUCAAGAACUAAGCAAAUGAUUGUUUUUGGGAAAACUAUAAAAACUAGGAUAAUCGAACAUCUGGAGUACCUGGUGACCCUGAUUAGAAAACACAAGAGCCCAACCAAACUAUUAGAAGAGAUCGACAUACCGCCUUUACAAAAAAAUAUUCAACUUGGUGGGCCGCUUCAUUUGAUGUCAAAAAUCGAAGGUCUAAAGUAUCUGAUGAAGAACCCUCAGCUGGUCUCAGCUGUAUUAGAGAUAUGGUAA